Messenger RNA from Podarcis raffonei (Aeolian wall lizard), 951 nucleotides. Its product is annotated as olfactory receptor 10AG1-like. Gene Ontology annotation, molecular function: G protein-coupled receptor activity; olfactory receptor activity. The record is from RefSeq and is a predicted model, not a curated record. Gene Ontology annotation, biological process: G protein-coupled receptor signaling pathway. Gene Ontology annotation, cellular component: membrane. Lineage: Eukaryota; Metazoa; Chordata; Lepidosauria; Squamata; Lacertidae. The transcript is spliced from 2 exons. The coding region runs from base 1 to 951 and encodes 316 amino acids.
AUGAUCUGUGAGAAUGAGACCAGUCUGAAUGAGUUCAUUCUGGAGGGGUUUUCAUAUCUUGCCGAACUGCAAAUCUUGCUGUUUUUUGUUUUUCUGGUGACAUACAUAAUCACCUUGCUGGGAAACAUGCUCAUUAUUCUGCUCAUAAAACUCAACCCUUCUCUUCAGACUCCCAUGUACUUCUUUCUGGUAAACCUAUCUUUCUUAGAAAUGUGUUACACCACUAGUGUGGUGCCGCAGAUGCUGGUACAUUUGUUAACAGAGCAUAAAAGCAUAUCCCUAGCAAGAUGUGCAGCCCAGAUGUAUGCCUUUGCCAUGCUGGGGCUGACAGAAUGUUGCCUCUUGGCAGCUAUGGCAUAUGACCGCUAUGUUGCCAUAUGCCACCCAUUGCACUACACAGAAAUCAUGAAUCACCAAGUCUGUACACAGUUGGCAGCCGCAGCGUGGAUUAUUUGCUUCUUGGUACAAGUUGCUCAAACAGCAUGGAUCUUCAGCUUACCCUUCUGUGGUUCUAAACACAUCCAGCACUUCUUUUGUGAUAUCCUACCAGUGAUGAAAACGGCAUGCACAGACACCUACAAAAAUGAGAUUCUUGUCAUGGCAGUGUCUAUUAUUUUCAUCAUGAGUCCUUUCCUGCUCAUCCUCCUCUCCUACAUCCAUAUAAUUUCAACCAUCCUCAAACUUCCUUCUGCUAAGGGAAGGAGAAAAGCCUUCUCUACUUGCUCCUCACACCUAAUGGUGGUGACAUUAUUCUAUGGGUCAGGCCUCUUCACCUACUUAAUGCCGAAGUCUAGCCAUACUCCACAGAGUGACCAAAUAAUUUCUCUUAUGUACACAGUUGUCAGUCCAUUUUUGAACCCCAUAAUAUAUACCCUAAGAAAUAAAGAAGUGAAGGGAGCAUUUAAGAAGACAGUUUCACGGUUGUUCUCUGUACAGAACCCAACAAGUUGA